GUUAAGUAUAGCAAUCACAUAAUACUCUGUCUCUACCACCGAAAGCUUUAUAUAGAACUGAUACAUCUAGAUUACUGGCUAGCUACAACUCACCAGUUCCUCAUCCCCUGUUACCUUCUUAUCAGCAUGGAUUCCAAUGCCAUUUUCCUUACCUGGGAUACACUUCCGUUAGAAAUUGUUGAUAUGAUUUUCUCUCAUCUACUGCUUCCCCUAGUUGGUGUAUUGAUGAAAUCGGAGAAUUUCACCCUCGCUUUUGUGGCGCGAAGACGUUACUACUCGAACAUUGAAUUGAACUUCUGCGACUCGUUAGGUAGUUCUGUCCAUCGUAUGGAUGAUAACUCCCUUCACAUGGAGCCUUCUGAGUUUGAGGCGUUGGCAAGUAGCGAUCUAUUAGACCAGCUUCGAAUUGAAAAGCUUUCCAUUUAUGUUCAAAAGGAGAUCAAAGAUUAUAGAUUCCCCCACGAAGAAGCGCUCAACAAAAUUUCCUCAAUUGUGACCGAUGUCUCGCUAACUUUUGCGAUUUAUGGAUAUAACUCGAUGUUUGACUGGGCCUGUUUGCCAUCCUCGCCUUUGGUCCAAAGGUGCAUCCAAGAAAUAUCCGUCCAAUGCGGACCAAUUGAUCCGAACAUUCCACCUUUGCCCAACUUGCGCAAGCUUGAUAUUAAAGGUGACUAUUCAUAUACAACCAAUAUCGACACUCUGCCGGUUCGUUUUCCACUAAAUCUCCAAGAAUUUGUACUUCGCGACUCUCAUGGGCUGUUAUCAGUGUUUGCCAACCUCCCUUCAACUUUACAAAGGUUUGAGAUAGUGAAGGCCCGGUAUUUUUCCAUUGACGACUUUAUCAAGUUAAAGUUACCAAAUUUGAAAUAUUUGCUGUUGAGAGAAAUACUCAGCAUGACAGAAAUCAAUGAGCUAUUUGACUUACCCUCGCUGUUGGAGAAUUUAGAGCUAUGGUGGAUUGACCCGUAUUGGGAACUGGACCAGCCGUGGGAACUGGAUUUUGAUAGUUUUGAGCGACGUCAAUUACCUCUGGCAUUACAGAAAUUAUCCAUCACCAAUUGCCCGUUGAACAAAUUUCGCGUGGAUAUCUUCCCGGAUUGCUUCAAAGAGUUGAUAAUAAACACUACGGAGCUCACAUCAUCCGAAAUCCGUAUGCUCGAGUUUCCUCCAAGUUUGGUUUCCUUACUGGUUGCACACGCUUAUUUAUCGUCGCUAGAUUUCGUCAACUCAUUACCGGGAUCUUUAAAAUCUCUCAACCUCAGUAAAAAUGAUUUCGGUUUUUUGAAAGAAACAGAUGAAGAUGCGGAUACAGCCAGAUCAUACCAAAUCAAUUUCCCCGAAAGCCUCCAAAAACUUAAUCUCGAAGAAAACGGUGGGUUAUUUACCCUGUAUUCACUGGAAAACUUUAUCUUCCCUCUAAGCUUGACUGAUUUGAAUCUCAGUGGAACAAAUUUUCGUUCAAUAAAGAAAUUAAACCUUCCACUGCUUCAAAUUCUCAACUUACUGUCCAAUAAUUUGAUCUCAGUCGAAGAACUCGACAUCCCACCAUCAUUGACCUAUUUAAACUUGAGUCGCAAUAAACUUCAAAAGUUUUCGAAGACGCUACCUGACAGCGUUGAAUUCAUGUCGCUUGAGCAUAACCAAUUGAGCGAACUAAUGGACUUCCAUAUUCCGGUGAAUUGUACCGAACUUACACUCUCGCACAAUCCUCUUCAUAGGAUCCAAUUUACCAACGCAGAUAAUCCGGGUUUGAAGCUCCAGGAUUUAAACUUGGAUAAAAUUUCUGUCACCACGCUUAGUGACAUCUCUCCCCUCCCUCAAUAUCUCACACGCCUAACUAUAAGCGGCCCGGGCGUAUCCUCCCUUUCGGGAAUCCAGUUGCCUGUGGGGUUGAACCACCUCAAAGCCACCUAUAGUAAGAUAACCUCAUUAGAAAACGUUGAGUUUCCACCACAUUUGGAAACGUUAGAUCUCCAGUAUAACCAAAUAUCUAGCUUGGCAAAUGUCCAUUUUCCAAAAAAUCUUCUCUCGUUGGAGCUUGAUGAUAACAGGAUUACGUCAAUUGAUGCCAUUCAACUUCCUCUUAAGUUGAAAUUAUUGAAUCUUAGGAAGAACGCAAUUAGCGCGAUCAACGAAUUGCAGCUACCGGACUCCCUCGAAAGGUUGUACUUGAACAACCAAGAGCAUGAGCACCUGCUAAACCUCCUAGCUGGGCUAACCAAACUUCCCUCAAAGUUGCACAUUUUGGAUUUAUGCCACAACGGUUUGUCAGAGCAAGCCAUCCAGCAUUUAGAUUUCCCUGCCAGCUUGAAAAGACUACACGUGCAUAAUAAUAAGUUUGAAAACUACCGAAAGUGGUGGAUAGAAACUGAGCUUACAUGCCCAUGGAUAUCGUAUUUUGAAAGCCAUAUGUGUCGGUCCCAUUAUGAUAGAUAUCAUUGACUGAUCGAAGGGAGAUUACUGUUAAAAGGUAAAAUAUAGACGGGGGGGUCUAGUUCCUAACAUGCUAACGACCAGGAGCGGUAUCAUCAAGAUAAGAUGCCUGGAGGGUAUAAUCCCGAAAUAUCAUCAGAGGGCAUCUUCCAACGACACCUUUAGAGUUUAAUGGCCCUUUUAAUACAUAAACGAAG
Babjeviella inositovora NRRL Y-12698 is the source of this 2630-nucleotide messenger RNA. RefSeq lists its product as uncharacterized. The transcript has a single exon. The coding region runs from base 127 to 2442 and encodes 771 amino acids. NCBI's taxonomy places the organism in Eukaryota, Fungi, Ascomycota, Pichiomycetes, Serinales. The record is from RefSeq and is a predicted model, not a curated record. Gene Ontology annotation, molecular function: protein binding.